This is a messenger RNA of Scylla paramamosain (green mud crab), 1557 nucleotides long. RefSeq names its product runt-related transcription factor 3-like. NCBI's taxonomy places the organism in Eukaryota, Metazoa, Arthropoda, Malacostraca, Decapoda, Portunidae. Gene Ontology annotation, molecular function: ATP binding; RNA polymerase II cis-regulatory region sequence-specific DNA binding; DNA-binding transcription factor activity, RNA polymerase II-specific. Gene Ontology annotation, biological process: regulation of DNA-templated transcription. Gene Ontology annotation, cellular component: nucleus. The record is from RefSeq and is a predicted model, not a curated record.
UAGGAAAAGGUUAAUAUUUAGGGAGGUAAGAUGGGUUAGGGAUGAGGUGGGUGAUGGGGAGGAUAGCGUGGAUGGGGAGGGGUGGGGUCUGGUGGAGGUGGUGGGCGGGACUCUGGUAGGGGUGGGCGGGGUUUGGUAGGGUUGAGUGGCAGACCGCAGGCCCGCAAGACGACCACGCUCAGUCACCGCCCGCCGCAGUGGAUGUGUGCUGUGGCUGCGGAGUGGUAAAUGGACUGAUUCAAUACAAUUCGUGCUCGAAAAUUCUUGAACUGCAAACUUAUAACUAUGUGAAGGAGGCCAAUUACUAAUAUACAUUCAAAAACUACAAGAAAAAAAAUAUACAAGUGAUUUGACGAACGAUAUUUCUAGUGAACAAAAACAACAUGGUUUUUUAAAGUCUCUCUCUCUCUCUCUCUCUCUCUCUCUCUCUCUCUCUCUCUCUCUCUCUCUCUCUCUCUCUCUCUCUCUCUCUCUCUCUCUCUCUCUCUCUUCUUUACUUCACCCUCCUCCUCUUCCUCCUCCUCCUCCUUUUCCUCCUCCUCCUCUUCCUAAUCCCUUUACUAGUUUCCCCUCUUCCUCUUCCCCUUCCUUCUUCCCUAAUCCCUACCAUUCACUCAUCACCCUUCCCCAUCCCACCACCCCAUCACCCCCACCAUUACCCAUUCCUACCAUGUUUUCCGACGUCGCCAUGGGGGAAGUGAUGGGCGUGGGGGGCGGCAUGGGCGGGGCUGAGCGGUCGUGGGCGGACAUGUUGGGGGGGCUCAUGAUGGGGGGGGAGCCUGCUGGUGAUUUGGUAAGGACUGGUGCCCCUAAUAUCAUCUGCACUGUUCUUCCCCCCCACUGGCGCUCCAACAAGACGCUCCCCAGCGCGUUCAAAGUGGUGUACCUGGGCCCGGUGCAGGACGGUACAGUGGUGACGGUACGCGCAGGUAACGACGAGAACUGCUGCGCUGAGCUUCGUAACAACUCAGCGAUCAUCAAGGACCAGGUGGCGAAAUUUAACGACCUGCGCUUCGUCGGCAGGUCAGGCAGAGGUAAAAGCUUCCUCCUGACCAUCACCAUCAGCACCUCCCCCCCUCAAGUAGCGACCCACAACAAGGCGAUCAAGGUGACGGUGGACGGCCCUAGGGAACCCCGCUCAAAGUCACGGUGCGGCGGGUUCCCGUGGAUGGGGCGCCCCUUCCUGCCCCCCUCGACCCCCUCAGAGCCGCCGACCCCCUCAGCGCCUCCCUCGCCUUCAAGUACAAUGCAGGAGUGAUGGAAACAGCCUGGCCCGGUUACUCCCCAGCCUCCCCCUACCCUCCCCAUUACCUCGGAUCCUCCCUCCCCGCCUGCCCCGCAGCCGCCCACCACUCCCACCUCACGCCCACCCUACCGCCCACCUCGCAGCGGGGCGCCCCCACACAGGAGGCGGCGGCGGCGGCGGCGGCGGCGGCGGCGGCAGCGGCAGCAGCGUCUAGUAACCAUCUAAGUUGUAAGUGAAGAAUUUGAAAGUUAGUUUGUUAGUUGAAAAAUAACGAUUAAAUUUAGUCUUUUGAGUUAAGUUAGGUUACGUUA